Molecule: messenger RNA, 2651 nt
Organism: Pygocentrus nattereri (red-bellied piranha)
Lineage: Eukaryota; Metazoa; Chordata; Actinopteri; Characiformes; Serrasalmidae
Gene: dipk1c
Product: divergent protein kinase domain 1C
Exons: 4
Coding region: 444-1808 (454 amino acids)
Source: RefSeq, a predicted model, not a curated record
AGAGAGAGAACGAGGGAGAGAGGAGGAGAGGGAGGGAGAGAGAGAGAGAGACCUCAUUUCCACUUUGAAGAAAAAAAAUAAAAACGACUCUGCGCUGCACUGCUGCUUUCGUCCAUUCACAAAAUCAUACAGCAGGAAUACGAACGAAAAGGAAGCAGAAACCAAAAGGCAAAAUCUUUUCACUUCCCCUGAAUAGACCUCUGGAGCGGCUGGACCAGGCAUGGGGACGUCCCGAGAGCAGAAGUGGAGCAGGGAAUACCCUACUGACCCGAACACCCUGCAGGGGGACCCCAAAUGCCCCCAAAACCCAGCCAGGACCAUCACAGAUAUCCAGGGAAGGACCUCUGACCACUAACACAGCUUUCUUUCAGCUGCUGAAUUGGUCACAGGCACAGCGGCAGCAGCGGAUCAUCCCGGGACAGAGCGUGUCCGGUCGUGGUGUGAUGUUGUGGGCAGUGCGGAGCGUCCCAGGACUGGGCCGGGGGGGCACCGUGCUCAGGUGGCUGCGGGGCAGAGUGUGUCGCAGGAGCACGCUGAUCUUCAUCCUGCUGUGGCUGGUCUCCUGGUUGUCCCUCAGCGGUCUGCUCUUCGUCCACAGGAGCAUGUUUUCUGACCUCUGCACGGAUGACAAGAGCAGGAGGAUCCUCCAGAGAGUGUGUGAGGAAUACCAGCAGGGUGUCCUAACGGGUGACCUAUGUGAGGACCUUUGUGUGGGCGGCCAUGUGGAAUACAAGCGCUGCCUCUACUACGAGAAUGGCAAGAAAGUCAUGGCGGCCAGCUGGCGAGGCUUGCCGGUGGUUCUCAAAUCAAAGCUGGAGAACUUCUCCUCCUAUGAAGCUCUGGCUCUGCUGGAGUACCAGGAUGGGGCAGGAGGCACAGGGGGUGAGGAGGAGCUUUCACCACUGGAUGUGGUCUUCUAUGCCACUUUGGAGAUUAAGAACUCACUGGGCUUGGAGGCGGAGACUAACCUGAGCCUGCCUCGGUUCUGGAGCCAACGGCUGAAGGAGAGGGAGCAGCCAUACACUCGGGCUGAGCUGGCCUCGCUCUGGGCUCUGCUGCAGCAGGAGGAAUACACCUUCCUCCGUGUGAUGCAGGACCUGACUGACCAUGUGGCUAAGGUGCUGGGCUCCUGUGGCCAUUUCUAUGCAGUAGAAUACCUUGCAGCUGGACAUGCUUGGGACCAGAACAUUUUCUCAAUAGACGAUUUUUCUCAGAGCCCGCAGGAUGGGCCAGGAAGGACACUGAUGGAGGUGGACAUGGUGCCCCGAGUGGCCCUCAGCUUCUUGGACAUGGUGGGGCACUUUGAGAAUGACUUUUCUCAUCAUUUACACCUUUGCGACAUUAAGCCUGAAAACUUCGCCAUCAGGAAGGACAUGACGGUGGCGGCUAUAGAUGUGGACAUGGCCUUUUUUGAGCCCAAAAUGCAGGACAUUCUCGAGCAGAACUGCACCAAUGACAAUGACUGCAAUUUCUUCGACUGCAUCUCCAAAUGUGACACAAAGAGAAACAAGUGCGGGUCAAGGCGCCAAAACAGCAACCUUCAGGUGAUCUGUGAGAAGAUUUUCCGUUCCUGGUUCUCUCCCACGCUCCUGGGGGAUAAAGCGGAGCGCCCCCUGCAGUUGGAGCUCCAGCAGGCCGUGCAGGAUUGUGUGGAGACGGAGGGAGGGGAGGAGGUAGAGCGUGCCCGGGCCAUAAGGCUAAAGCUUCAGGGCCUCCUCACGCAGCUCAUCCAGGAGGAGCUGGUUAAUCACCAGAGCCAAAAGCAAGCCCGUGAAACACACCGUGUCCAUACAGCGCUGAACUUUUGAACUAAUAAAGGUUGUGUUACCUUUGACUUACUGACUGAGAUAGGACACCAGUCAAUAUCAGUGUUCUUAUUUUUAAAUUGUACUGUUUAGCACAAACAGGAGAACUAUCCAACUAUCCUGUGGGGUCUGGUGCUGUGAGGAAAUCCAGGCAUUUUGUUUCAUCUUGGGAAAAUUCAUUUGACCAACUCUAUGGGCUUAUUUCACAUAUUUGGCAUUUUGGCCUACAACCAAGAAAAAAGCUGACCCGGUGACAAAGCUCAUACUGUUGUGUACUAUCUUAGCAAAGGAGAGGACGUGUCUUUCCACUGGUUUCCAAAAAACACAGAAGGAGAACAAUUCAAAGAAUCCUAAGGUAAGAAGAGUUAGCUGAUGUUAGCUUUUAAGCUAAAUCCACAAAUGACAUUUUAGAUCAAUAUAGAAGCAUCUUCAGAGAAAUACAUAAGGGAUUUAACGAGCUAGUAAGCAUCGGCUAACACGUAUUGUUCAUUUUCACUUUCCCUGACUUCUAGCUACAAAUCUAGCUACAGCUAAUGCUGGUGUGCAUUAGCUGGUUUGCAUCUCCACUUCUUUAACCACUGCGCCAUUAUCAUUCAGGAAACUCAGCAAACGCCAAGUAUUCCAAUACUUCUAUUGGUUUUAGUCAGUACUUAAUUUGAUGAAGGUUUUCGGUUGCUGGUUUAUCUUUAGACUGCACUAGCACUAACAACAUUGGGCGGCAUUUGAAUUCUUUUAAAGGAGAAUUAAAAGGUUUAUUCAAGGAAAUACUGGACUGUAAUGUGUUUGUAUAGAACAAGCUCUGUCUGUAAGUGUAAGAGAAUAUAUCAAUAAACUGAACUUUCAUCA